This is a messenger RNA of Camellia sinensis, 1924 nucleotides long. RefSeq names its product gibberellin receptor GID1C. Gene Ontology annotation, molecular function: hydrolase activity; gibberellin binding. Gene Ontology annotation, cellular component: nucleus; cytoplasm. Gene Ontology annotation, biological process: raffinose family oligosaccharide biosynthetic process; floral organ morphogenesis; positive regulation of gibberellic acid mediated signaling pathway. Lineage: Eukaryota; Viridiplantae; Streptophyta; Magnoliopsida; Ericales; Theaceae. The record is from RefSeq and is a predicted model, not a curated record.
AUUGUUGCUAUCCUGCGCUAGCUUUGUCGUUUCUCUCUCUCUUUCUCUCUUUCUCUCUCUCCUGUGUCUUUGCCAGAGAUUUUACACAGGUAAUCUUGGAGAGAGAGAGAGAGAGAUAUGAUUUGAAGAUUGGGUUUUGUUGUUUGAUGCUGUUAGAGGAGUGAUCUGAGAGAGAGAGAGAGAGCCAAUUUUUGAGCUUGCUUGGUUGGUGCUUGGCAAUGUGAUGUCAAACUCAGAGAUCUGUGUUGGGUUUUAGAGUUGUGGUUGAUUUUUUUUUUCUUCUUCAAGGGCCAGUCUCAUGGCUGGAAGUAAUGAAGUUAACCUUAAUGAGUCCAAGAUGGUUGUUCCAUUGAAUACAUGGGUCCUCAUCUCCAAUUUCAAGCUGAAAUACACUCUUCUUCGUCGCCCGGAUGGCACUUUCAAUCGCCAUUUGGCAGAGUACCUUGACCGGAAAGUGACUGCCAAUGUGAAUCCUGUUGAUGGGGUCUUCUCUUUUGAUGUUCUUAUUGACCGUGAAACUAGCCUCCUUCUCAGAGUUUAUCGGCAAGCUGAAAUUGAAGGUCUGCCUAGUAUCGUCGAACUGGAAAAGCCCUUGAGCUCUGAUAUUGUUCCGGUCAUAAUUUUCUUCCAUGGUGGAAGCUUUGUGCACUCCUCUUCAGAUAGUGCCAUUUACGACACUCUUUGUCGCCGCCUAGUGGGCAUUUGUAAGGCUGUUGUGGUAUCAGUGAAUUAUCGACGAGCACCUGAAAACCGUUACCCUUGUGCCUAUGAUGAUGGCUGGGCUGCUGUUAAGUGGGUUAGUUCAAAGCCAUGGCUUCAAAGUCGAAAAGAUUCAAAAGUUCAUAUUUACUUGGCUGGAGAUAGUUCUGGUGGUAAUAUUGUUCACAAUGUUGCUGUAAGAUCCAUAGAAUCAGGCAUUGAAGUAAUGGGGAAUAUACUUCUCAACCCAUUGUUUAGUGGGCAGAAAAGAACUGAAUCGGAGAAACGAUUAGAUGGAAAAUAUUUUGUCAAAAUUCAAGAUCGCGACUGGUACUGGAGAGCAUUUCUUCCUGAAGGAGAAGACAGGGACCAUCCAGCAUGUAAUCCAUUUGGUCCCAAUGGUAUAAGCCUUGAAGGCAUCAAGUUCCCCAAGAGUCUUGUUGUGGUGGCUGGUUUAGAUCUUAUUCAGGACUGGCAAUUGGGUUAUGCCGAGGGGCUAAAGAGGAACGGCCAAGACGUGAAGCUUCUAUAUUUGGAACAAGCAACUGUUGGGUUCUACUUGUUACCCAACAAUGAACACUUCUACACUGUUAUGGAUGAGAUACGUAAUUUUGUUAAUCCUGAAUUGUCAAUAAACGUUACUUACUGACAGGGUAGCAAUACUUAAGAAGCUUGACAUGUCGGCACGUGGGCUAUCUUCAUCGGAAGGGCUUUGUUUGCUGUAAGAUUAAUUAGUACUACUGCUUAACUCUGUAGUUGGUUGUGUUAUUGUUAUUGUGCUCCAGUGGGUCUGGUUCAUCUUCGGUGAGAGAUGGCUGGGCUGGGUUUGGUUGUUUGUUGAAGAAGGCAAGCGGUUCAGCAUGUAGCUGGCUGGAUUGGGAGGCUCUGUUUCUUUUGCCACUCCGGUUUUUGGAACUUGAGUAAUAUGGUGUUAUGUAAGUAGUUAUAUAGGCCGGCAAAGCCAUCUAACUAAGUUUAGCAGAUCCACCAAUUCAAAAUUACCCACCCUUUCUGAGUGUUGGUGACGGAAGAUAGCAAAACAAAAGUGUGGGGGAAAUGUUUGGUGGCUGAUCAAUCUGAGGUCGGUGCUAGCUAACGUUAUAUAACUAAUUAUAUGAGAUGGAUGGGAAAACAUCCAUUGUGUUAUAUAUUUGUAUGCUGUUUAUAGAUAUAUGUUCCAGAAUUAUAUAUAAAGUUGUUUGUUUAUCUACUAUGGUUGGUGGUU